Messenger RNA from Clunio marinus, 1440 nucleotides. NCBI's taxonomy places the organism in Eukaryota, Metazoa, Arthropoda, Insecta, Diptera, Chironomidae. The record is from the annotation of a GenBank genome assembly.
UCUCUUAAUCGGGCAACUCAAUUGACUUAUAAAACCCAAAUAUUUUUAAAAUUAAUAAUUUCGCAUUAUUUAUCACAUAUUCAUCAAGGGCAAAAAGAAACAAACGAAUUUCGUUAAAAAAUGGCAGAUCAAGGAUCAUCCAAUGGAGCGGCCAGUUCUGGAAGUCAACCAAAUAAAAAACUUCAACAAACCCAACAAAAAGUCGAUGAAGUCGUUGGCAUUAUGAGAGUGAAUGUUGAAAAGGUGCUGGAGCGUGAUCAAAAGCUUUCCGAGUUAGAUCAUCGUGCUGAUGCUUUACAACAUGGAGCAUCGCAAUUUGAACAACAAGCCGGAAAAUUAAAACGAAAACAGUGGUGGGCUAAUGUGAAAAUGAUGAUUAUCAUGGGAAUCAUCGGCGUUGUUUUGCUUAUAAUUAUUAUUGUUCUUCUGUUGCCGAAAGGAAGUGGAGGUGGCUCAUAGAAAAGUUUUUUGGUGUAAAAACUAUUUUUUAUAUGAAAGCACAUUUGAAAUAACAGCAAACAAUUAAAUUUAAAAUUCCAUUUAUUAAAGAAAUUAUCUUUAUUCACAAUAUGUUGACUAAGCAUUUGGAUAUUUUAUUUAGCGUUAAAUCUUCAUUUUUAUUCUCCUUCUCAUUGCUGAUGCGAUGUUUUUAAAGCAACAUCAAACAUGUUUAUGCAAAUUCAAAAACAGGAAUGCCAACGCUUAUCCAACAAGUCCUGGUUUAGUAAGUAUCCAAGUAUCUCUAUGCUCAAAAUGUGUCACGUAAAUACAAUCAAUUUCAUAUUUUUCUCCCUCGCUUCUGGGAUAAAAAAAAAUCACCAUGGAGAGUUUCAAAAUUCGCUGUCGAACAAAGUUAAAGUAAAUUCUGUCAACAACAGCACAUGCUUAUGAAUCUUUAAUAAAAAGUAACAAAAGAGAGUCAAAAUAAAUUUCUAAUUUCUAACUUUUCUAAUUUCUUCAAUUGAAAAAUGAAAUUUAUGUUUGCCGAUAGAAGUUUUUAAGGGAUAAAAGUUUUAUGAAAUGUGAAGUAUGAUUGAUUUACUUAUGCUAACAUUUUUCAUAUUCAUUAGGGCUUCUAAAACUCACACAACACAAACUUUUAGUAUGCUUUUUUCCCUUUUUUCCUAUGGAAAUUUAUUGCCAAAGGCUCAAACAAGAAAUGGGUAAAAGGUUAUUUUUUAAACAUGUUUAUUACUUCCCUAAUGUUGAGCUUAUACAUGCACAUUUGAUGAGAAGUUUUAUUAUAAUUAAAGUAUGUUAGUUAUGAUGUUCUUAAAUAUUCCAUUUAUUAUACAAAUUGUUUUUUGCAUAAAUAACUUCAACAGGGAAAGGACCUUCAUACAUAUUUAGACUUAGCUUUUAAUUAAAACAUAUUUUUGUAAAUAAAUCAAAAGUUAAGGAAAUGUCAAUAAAAAAUAAUAAAUUUAACAAUUUACUUAA